ACUACUAAGAUACCCACAAAAUCACUUGCUGUUUACAAUUGGCCACAUCUAGAAGGUUUACACUUAGCUGAUCCCAGUUAUUAUACGCCAGGCUCCAUCGAUCUCCUUCUAGGUGUUAAAGAAUAUGCUAAGAUAUUACAACCAGAGUUAGUCAGAGGUCCACCUGGAACACCAUGUGCAGCAAAAACAAGUCUUGGUUGGAUCUUAUUUGGUGAGAUAUAUUCUGGUGCAAAUACAACUGAAGAAUCAAACUUUCUACUCGCGCAUCAUGCAGUUGAUGUAGACGAGAUACUGAAAGUUAUAUGGGAGGUAGACAUGAACACUGAAAGAAAAUAUACAAAAGAAGAGAAACUUUGUGAAGAGAUUUAUGAGAAAACAUACAAAAGAAAUGAUGAGGGACGAUAUAUAGUGAAGCUACCAUUUAAGACAGAUAAACCGAUAUCACCAGACGGAAACACAAGAGAAAUAGCUUUAAAUAGAUUUAUACAGCUAGAGAAAAGAUUUAACAGACAACCACAAUUAAAAGAAAAAUACACGGAAGUAAUAAACGAAUACAUAAAUAUGAAACAUAUAGAAGAAGUACCUGAAAAAGAAAUUUAUACAAAAAAAUCAAUAUACAUACCACAUCUCGCAGUCAUUCGCGAAGGAAAGGAGACUACCAGUACACGUGUCGUGUUUGAUGCAUCAUGCAAGGGUUCAAACGGCACCUCGCUAAAUGAUGAGCUGUUGCUGGGACCAGUACUGCAAGGAGAUCUCAGAAGUCUGUUGAUGAGAUGGCGAAUGCAUGCUGUUUGUUUUGUGUCUGACAUUGAAAAAAUGUAUCGUAUGAUUUUAAUAGCAAAAGAAGAUACUGACUUUCAAAGAAUUUUAUGGAGAAAUAACCCUAACGAACCUCUGAAAGAUUUGCUCACAGUAACGUUUGGAACGGCGUCAGCUCCAUACCUGGCUGUUAAGACACUCAUGCAGCUAUCCUAUGAUGAAGGCGACAAUUAUCCUAUUGCCAGUAGAAUAUUACAAGAAGAUUUCUACGUAGACGAUGUUCUAUCUGGUUGUGAUAAUGUAAAGGAAGCCAUAGCAGCCAGCAAAGAGUUAAGAGAACUAUUACAACAAGGUGGUUUACAAACUAAAGAAAUGGUCAUCUAA
This is a messenger RNA of Achroia grisella, 1143 nucleotides long. RefSeq lists its product as uncharacterized. The transcript has a single exon. The record is from RefSeq and is a predicted model, not a curated record. Lineage: Eukaryota; Metazoa; Arthropoda; Insecta; Lepidoptera; Pyralidae. The coding region runs from base 316 to 1143 and encodes 275 amino acids.